Electrophorus electricus (electric eel) is the source of this 2734-nucleotide messenger RNA. It is a transcript of the gene stk25b, whose product is annotated as serine/threonine kinase 25b. Gene Ontology annotation, molecular function: protein serine/threonine kinase activity; ATP binding. Gene Ontology annotation, biological process: protein phosphorylation. Gene Ontology annotation, cellular component: cytoplasm; Golgi apparatus. NCBI's taxonomy places the organism in Eukaryota, Metazoa, Chordata, Actinopteri, Gymnotiformes, Gymnotidae. The record is from RefSeq and is a predicted model, not a curated record.
UUGAAUGCUAUUAUUUUGUCCUCCUGCAAGCAAUAAAUGAAGACUCGCCCCAGCGUGCUUCGAUUAGAGUAAAAAUAUUUAUACACGGAAACGGAUUUGCUUUCAUGUCGGCAUUUUCUUACAUGGAGUUAUACGAUACCUGACUAUCAUUCUCGCAAGGCAUCGGGAUCCAUCAUUAGAGAUUCGAGGCCGAAAACACGGCAGACGGGUAGCACUUGUAGAGAUAUUUAUAUAUGUAUUAAUAGCUGGCUAGCUAACUUGUGGAAAUAAGGAGGAAGGGUAGGGCACCCAAGAAUUCGUGAGCGCCUUCCCUUUGGCAAAAAGGGCUUAAUCUGCCCUCAGUCAACUUGCCGACAGGAUGGCGCACCUUCGUGACAUACAGAAUCAGAAUGCCCGUCUCGACCCAGAAGAGUAUUUUACAAAGCAGGAACGCAUCGGUAAAGGCUCGUUUGGAGAGGUCUACAAAGGCAUUAACAACCGCACCAAAGAGGUGGUGGCCAUCAAGAUAAUCGACCUCGAGGAGGCCGAGGAUGAGAUCGAGGACAUUCAGCAGGAGAUCACCGUCCUUAGCCAGUGUGACAGUCCUUAUGUCACCAAAUACUACGGUUCAUAUCUGAAGGGAACUAAACUGUGGAUCAUUAUGGAGUAUUUGGGAGGAGGCUCUGCUCUAGACCUUCUGCGCCCUGGACCCCUGGAGGAGACCUACAUUGCUACUAUAUUAAGGGAGAUUCUGAAGGGUCUGGAGUACUUGCACUCAGAAAGGAAGAUUCAUCGUGACAUUAAAGCUGCCAACGUGCUGCUGUCUGAGCAGGGUGACGUGAAGCUGGCUGACUUUGGCGUGGCUGGCCAGCUGACAGACACACAGAUCAAGAGGAACACAUUUGUGGGAACGCCGUUCUGGAUGGCCCCAGAGGUCAUCAAACAGUCUGCGUAUGACUUUAAGGCGGACAUCUGGUCCUUGGGGAUCACAGCUAUUGAGCUAGCCAAAGGGGAGCCCCCAAAUUCAGACUUGCACCCCAUGCGUGUGCUCUUCCUCAUCCCCAAGAACACCCCCCCAACUCUAGAGGGCUCCUACAGCAAACCUUUCAAAGAGUUUGUAGAGGCAUGCCUCAAUAAGGACCCGCGAUUUAGACCCACAGCUAAGGAGCUGCUGAAACACAAGUUCAUCACACGCUACACCAAGAAAACGUCCUACCUGACGGAGCUUAUUGACCGCUACCGCCGCUGGAAGUCAGAAGGCCAUGGAGAGGAGUCCAGCUCGGACGACUCUGACAUGGAUGGAGAGGGUGACGAGAGAGACCAGUGUCCCAUGUGGACCUUCCCCACCGUGCGGCCGAGCUCUAUGGCCAAGCUGCAGAAAGGUUACCCCAGUACAGACUCUGAGGCAGCGGAGGCAGUGAAGAGGCAGCCCAGGUCCCAGUGUUUGUCUGCACUGGUCUCGCCCAUCUUCAGAGAGUUGAAGGAGAAGAGACGAGUGAGUGGAGGCGGAAUGGGGGCGAUAGAGGAACUGGAGAAUGCCUUUAACUUGGCAGAGGAGUCUUGUCCUGGCAUCUCCGACCUGCUCGUCACACAUGUCAUGGCAAGAGUGUGCAGGUUUGCUUUAAAUGGCAACGGAAAUACCACGCCAUCAUCACGGUGAAGCCCACCCUGGCCUGGUUCCAGCCUUGAUCCCUCUGACCUAACCCACUCGGUUACCAUAACCUCAUUCGGACCACCUUAAACACCUCCAAUCCCAACAGAUCUUUUAGUUAUAAUUAAAUAUUUUUACAGUUAGUUUCUUUAUAGAAUGGAAAGUAUUUAAGAGACAAAAAAGCCAUGACAUUGAGAACGCUGUGUUUACCUGUUAGAUCAAAAAUCCCAUUAUAAAAAUUUAUGGAAAUAUUGAAUUGUGUGGGGUUUUUUUGUCAUAUUUGGAUCAGGAUGUAGACCUAUUUUUUUUCUUUUUUUAGACUUAUGAUUCAUAAUCCUGCGGGCAGGUUUUACCGUGACACACAGCAGAGUGGAAGAGUGGCAGCUUGAACAGAUAGGAGCUCUUCAGUUUCUUCACUAUCCCACCCCUGCUCUCUUCGAGUGCACAGCACACCUGCAUGAGUUGAGCUGCUCUCCUCAUAUAGCAAUGGUGGGUGCUGGCCUACAGACUUCUGCUUCCAUCCCAUUGGGGAGCAUCCUCUUCAGCACAAUUUGACCAGCUCCCCCCAGUCUUCCUAGUUUGUUGACUCCUAGCCCUAUUCCUAGAGAAUCUGCCAUGUUACAAGCAUAUAGUCAAAUAUGUCAAGACAACCCCUGCAUAGGUGAGUCACAGCUGUACACUGGGAUGCAUGUUCUGUCCCAUCCCUGGGCAUUGCUAGAGAACUGUGUAUGAGGUCAGCAAAGGAACCACAUCUGUGUCUAUUUGGAGGAGCUGUGGUGAAGAGGAAGAAGAUUCUGUCUGCAGUAGUGCGUGGCAGAGUCCCAUGAUUUUUUUUUUUUUUUAAAUAACUGACAGAUUUGUGUAAGUACAAUCUUAAUUUUGUUUGAAAUUGUAAAUGUAGUUAGAAAACUUUCAACAAAUUCAUUUUCCUAACAUUGUAAAUAAUGCAUUUUCCCUUCAAUGAGUCACUGUCUGCCCCCUUAUGACCUGCUGUGGGAAUUGCAGGGGGUGUAAGCAACAAUCAAGCAAAAUAUUGGAUAGAAAAACAGUAGUUGUAUGUUUUAGUGAUUGCUUUUUGGAAUACACAUUAAUUUUGUGUUCAAA